AUGGUCGAAGACUCAAAGGAGCCAUCCAGAGGAGCACAGAAACUGGGCUGGCUGUGGAAAUGCCCAGCCGGACCGUCCGUCAAGCCAGCCAUGAGUCCAUUGAGGACAGCAUGAACAGCUAUGGAUCAGAGGGAAACUUGAAUUUCAGUGGAGUCCAUCUGGCAUCUGCUGGGCAGUUUAGUGACUUCCUGGGCAGCAUGGGCCCUGCACAGUUUGUUGGGCGUCAGACCUUGGCCACCACCUCAAUGGGGGAUGUGGAAAUUGGCUUGCAAGAGCGAAACGGACAGCUAGAAGUGGAUAUCAUUCAGGCUCGAGGACUGACACCAAAACCCGGCUCCAAAACACUGCCAGCUGCUUACAUCAAAGCUUACCUUCUAGAGAAUGGUGUGUGCAUUGCAAAAAAGAAGACAAAAGUGGCUCGCAAGUCAUUAGACCCUUUGUACAAUCAGGUGUUACUGUUUGCUGAGAGUCCCCAGGGCAAAGUAUUACAGGUGAUAGUCUGGGGGAACUAUGGAAGGAUGGAGCGCAAGCACUUCAUGGGAGUCGCCAGGGUCCUCCUGGAAGAACUGGAUUUGUCAACUUUAGCAAUUGGCUGGUACAAGCUUUUCCCAACCUCCUCGAUGGUAGAUCCCACUACAGGCCCGCUCCUGCGUCAGUCCUCACAGCUUUCCCUGGAGAGCACAGUGGGACCCUGCUGUGACAGGUCUUAG
Messenger RNA from Nestor notabilis (Kea), 710 nucleotides. RefSeq names its product regulating synaptic membrane exocytosis 4 (gene RIMS4). Gene Ontology annotation, biological process: regulation of synaptic plasticity; calcium ion-regulated exocytosis of neurotransmitter; regulation of membrane potential. The record is from RefSeq and is a predicted model, not a curated record. Lineage: Eukaryota; Metazoa; Chordata; Aves; Psittaciformes; Psittacidae. Gene Ontology annotation, molecular function: transmembrane transporter binding; small GTPase binding. The transcript is spliced from 5 exons. Gene Ontology annotation, cellular component: cytoskeleton of presynaptic active zone; presynaptic membrane. Bases 60 to 710 code for a protein of 216 amino acids.